CGAAACUGAGCGAUACUAUUUAAAAACAAUGUUUUAAGAAAGCAUGUUUCUACAGUCCUAAUGAACACAACCCUGGUAGCUUGAAACCCCAGCUAUUGGGAGUUACAUUCACAAUGAGUGAAAGAGUGGCUUUGAAAACGGGACAUCAACCAGUAGCACACAUAGUGAGUUCUCAGUGGAUCCACUGACCAGUUCAUAAUUUAUGGAUCAAUUGACUUCUAUUCUAGUUUAAUUGACCAGGUGAUUAGCUUGCGGUGCAACAUACAUUAUCUGAGUAGAGCUGUGCUUGACACCGCAACGCCUCAUUGACCUCGCAAUGUCGAAGCUCAUGGGCUGCAAGCGUUAUCGAGACGCUCUCUGUCUCACAGUGUCUCUUUGUCUCCCCUUUUCUGAGCGGCAUUGACAACUGGGACGAAACAGCACAUGGAUGUUUUGGUGUGCUGGAUGUGUGUGUGUGAAUGCGUGUAUUCAUGUGUUGCACCAUGUGUGUUUCUCUCCACAGAUUUCUUCUGGUUGUUCCACUGUGCUGUGUUUCCCUAGUCCCUGUCUGUCUCUUGACAAAAGGAGACGUUCAUGAAUCCAAUUCUGCCCCACCAGUGAGCUGAAGGUGUUGAAGUCUCUCUACUGCUAAUGAUGUCUUCCAAGCAAGCCACAUCUCCGUUUGCCCCAGCGACGGAGGAAGAGGAAGCGAUGGGUCAGGACGAUGUGGGCUGGGCCAAUGAGGACAGAGAAAGCCAGGACCAGCCGGCCUCACCCACUCUGCACAGCAAACCCCUCCCAGAGGAGCACCAGCCAAUCAGAGACAGCCAGCCUGAGUCGGCGUGGAAGAGUAUAGGCUCUACUCAGACGGACAAUGGUAGCAGCAAGGGCUGUUCCUUGUACUCCUACCGGAAUAACUCUACCUCUCCACCAAAGCCCGAGGAUUGUUCUCGGGAGCGGGGCGAGCAGCUAGGCGGAUCGACCUUCGGAACACUUGAGCGCCGCAAAGGAAGCCUGGCCGACGUGGUGGACACACUGAAACAAAAGAAACUGGUGGAGCUGACAAAGACAGAGCAGGACGAGUCGACCUGUAUGGAGAGACUUCUGUCUAAAGACUGGAAAGACAGGAUGGAAAGACUGAAUGCCAGCAAACUCCUAGGAGAGGUCAAAGGUACCCCAGAGAGUUUGGAGGAGAAGGAGCGGCAGCUGUCCACCAUGAUCGGCCAGCUUAUCAGCCUGCGGGAGCAGCUCCUGGCGGCCCACGACGAGCAGAAGAAGAUGGCUGCGUCACAGAUGGAGAAACAGAGGCAGCAAAUGGAGCUGGCCCGCCAGCAGCAGGACCAGAUUGCGAGGCAACAGCAGCAGCUCAUGCAGCAGCAGCACAAGAUCAACGUUCUCCAGCAGCAGAUACAGGUGCAGGGUCACAUGCCUCCUCUGAUGAUCCCAGUGUUUCCUCAUGACCAGCGAUCUCUGGCUGCUGCCGCCGCUGCUGCACAGCAGGGCUUCCUCUUCCCACACAACAUGUCCUACAAACCAGGUGAUAACUACCCCAUGCAGUUCAUUCCAUCCACAAUGGCAGCUGCAGCCGCGUCAGGACUGAGCCCGCUACAACUACAGCAGCUGUACGCCACCCAGCUGGCCAGCAUGCAGAUCUCACCUGGAGCCAAAAUGGCCUCACUGCCACAGCCUCCCAACUCCUCAGACCCCCUAUCGCCCCCCGGCUUAAAGAGUGAGAAGAGAGUGUUGAGUCCUGUCACUCAUUUUAAGGAGGAAGGGUCAACGCAGCCCCUGAACCUCUCAGCCCGAUCCAAGACUGGCGACCGCUCCCCGUCCUCGCCCUCACACACCCUGUUCCCCAGCAACAAGACCAGCCCCAUCACCAUGGGGAAGGGGCGCAUCCCCAGCCCUCUCUCCAACAUGGGCAGAGGCUCACUGGGUGGGUGCAGUGAACACACACACAUGCCUGCGCACACACUCACAGACAUCCUAUCCAGUCUGAACUCCACAGCGUUGUUUGGGGACCAGGACGCAGUGAUGAAGGCCAUCCAGGAGGCGAGGAAGAUGAGGGAGCAGAUCCAGAGAGAACAGCUUCAUCAUCAGCAGCAGCAGAGCCUGGAGGCCAAGCUCACAGCCCUGAGCGGCAUGAGCCUCAGCAAUGGCAACAAGGAGCGGAUGCACUUUGAGAGUUUGAGUCAGCACCUGGGCAACCUGGGAGAGGAUGGAAAGAUGGGCCACAGGGUCAUUGACCUCACCAGACCUGAGGAUCUUCAUGGUGGUGCCAGCACUACGGAAGCACGGGUCUUCAGGGAGGCCAGGGGCAGGAACAGUGCCGAGCCCCACAUCAAGAGGCCCAUGAAUGCCUUCAUGGUGUGGGCCAAGGACGAGAGGAGGAAGAUCCUGCAGACCUUCCCCGACAUGCAUAACUCCAACAUCAGCAAGAUCCUGGGCUCUCGCUGGAAGUCCAUGAGCAACCAGGAGAAGCAGCCAUACUAUGAGGAACAGGCCCGUCUCAGUAAGAACCAUCUGGAGAAGUACCCCAACUACAAGUACAAGCCCCGGCCCAAGAGGACCUGCAUCAUCGACGGGAAGAAGCUGCGCAUCGGGGAGUACAAGCAGAUGAUGCGCUCGCGGCGACAGGAGAUGAGGCAGUUCUUCAGUGUGGGGCCACAGCCUCAGAUCCCCAUCAGCAACAGCGCUGGAGGCCUCUACCCGGGCGCCAUCACCAUGGCGACAGCCACGCCUUCACCGCACCUAACAUCAGACUGCUCCAGUGCAUCGGCCAGCCCCGAGCCCGCAAUUCCUGUCAUCCAGAGCACGUUCGGCGUGGUCAAGCCAGAGCCGGUUGCCAUGGUGACCGGUGACCACCCAGUCAACGGGGAGCACGAGAUAGACAUGUACGAAGACUUUGAGGAUAAAUCGGACUACAGCAGCGACCACGAGACACGGGAGCCUGUCAGUGCCAACUAAACCUGCUCAGAAGAACUUCUGAACUUUUAGAAAAAAAAUUAAGCAGGACAAUAUGACAGAGACUGAGUUUUGCUCAGAACAACUUUUCAACAGUACAAGGGGGUGGAACAGUUUGUCCGGGAUUUGAUGCAUCACGGACUGAGCAUGCUCAGAUUUACUCUGGACAGGACGUGACAUACACUGAGAAUUCUCUGAUUGCCUCUGGACAGGAUGUGGCAUUCUCUGAUUGACUCUGGACAGGAUGUGACAUACAAUGAGCAUUCUCUGAUUGACUCUGGGCAGGAUGUGACAUACACUGAGCAUUCUCUGAUUGACUCUGGACAGGACGUGACAUACACUGAGAAUUCUCUGAUUGCCUCUGGACAGGAUGUGACAUACACUGAGCACGCUCUAAUUAACUCUGGACAGGACAUGACAUACACUGAGCAUUCUCUGAUUGAAUCUGGACAGGUUGUGACAUACACUGAGCAUUUGAAGAUCUUGCAGUCUGCCCAUGUUUCUCAAACUACCAUUUUGGACAAGAACACUUUUUCUGAACAAUCCCGUACCAAGUGAUUGGGCUGAGACAACCUCUAGACAGUGAACAAGACAAUCCAACACAGACAAGAGCAAGUAAGAGUCAGGGCGAUGAGAAGAGAAUGUUCGAACAAAGAGAUAACUGACACAUUUCUGCGUGUGGUUUUUUACAGGAGAGUCCAUGGACUUGACUGAGACAUCAGAAAUUGGUCUUCAACAGCUAUCGGUGUUAAAUGUUUAUUUUAAGUGUGAUUAUGUUUUUAUGAUGUUUCCUUUGAUUGUGGGUUUCUGGAUUUCCAUGGAAACUUUCCUGACAGGUUACUUACUGCCUGUAAAACCUUGGACUGUCAGGACUUUAACAUUUGAAAGUGAAUAUAAAUCAUUAGCUUUCAUCUUACCUUAUUAUUUCUUAUGAGUACAAUACAUCUAAACCUUUCUCCACAAAUGCUUACAAUAUGUUACAUUACUGUUCAUGAUGGGGUUUAUAUCCUUGCUCAGGUAUGCUGUGCCAGCUUGUGAAUGUGUUUUGAUUUCAUACGAGUAAGUGGUAGACAUUUUCAGACUGACAAUGAAACAGAGGAGAAAAUACCUAUUAUUAUAAUUAUUAUUUUCUGAGAUAUUGUACAGUUUUUCUUCAAAUGUGCCAAACCUACAUUCACAUCACUCAGAAAUAUUCUAGUCUUAAUGCUGAUGCUGCAAUAAGUCUUAUACAGUCCGUUUUCAUUGCUGAGGUGUCCCUAUUAGGAGAAACUGCCGCUUUAGCUGACAUCUGCAGUGCGGACGUUUUGGUGGUGGUGUCGGAGGUGGAACUGCGUUAGCGCUGUCAAAUCCACAAGAAGGUCUUUGCAUUAUAUACCUAAAGCAGACAUUGCCAUUGGCUGCACGGAGUCGCAUUAAGAAAAAUCCCAUGCAGCUUUGUUUACAAGUUGGAACACUGGAAUGUGAGAUGUAAUUUACACCUCAAUUAGGCUGAUAGAAAUCCACAUCUUUUCACUGAAUGAUUUUCAGUUUGAGCGCCAUUAUUUCUACAGUAUAUAGCCUGCACUUUCUCGUUCUGAACUUCUAACGCGAGUGGGAUGGGUGUGACUUCGUGACAAUGAUCAAGAGCAGCUGCUCACUGAUUUGACAGCUCCAACACCAACAAAACAUCAGCUAUGCGGGUGUUGCCUAUCGCUGGUUAACACUUAACCUGAUUUGAAUCUAGCCUAAUUUUGUAUUGGCUGUUUAGAGAAAACCAAAAAACAAUGGGUUACAGUUUCUCCUGGCCCAUAGAAUACUUUCAGGGUGAGGAAUAAUCUAACACCGAUUUGUACAAUCCUGAACUUCCCCUUUAAUUCAUCCAUAAUGCAAAGGGGCCAAAAACGAUCAAAUUCGUUAUUUUGGUCAACUGUUACAGUACACUGACGUUCAGCUGGAGUGGCUUUUAGGUUUGAAAUCUCUUUUGUUUGACUAUAGAGGUUGUGAAUAAAACAUGUUGUAUAGACUCUGCAAAUGUUGAUAAAGACACAGGACAUCAUAAUAGGCACAAUAAGUCUUAAAGUUGAACUCUUCAAGUUCUAUUUGUCAUACAGGAAAAUGCAGAGGAGCGGCCCCGACAGUCAUCUAUAUGGUAGGGCCACCAUAUAUUUAGUUUUUUUUAAAUGUAGGUUUUAUUUACUCUAUUGUACCUAGAUUCAGAAGGUCAGAUUUGUUUAUGUGAAUUGAUCAGUUUACAAUUAUGUAGCCAGAGAUGGUUUUCAAAAUACAAACCAAUGUUUUGUUUUUGUAAAAUUGGUAUAUUGGCAAAGAAAACAAAAACAUCAAUAUUGGUCAAUAUUAGCUCUUAGCAUUUCAAAAAAGUAGUGCAAGAAUAUUUUGAAAUAGAUAUUUCAGGUAAAUUAAAAUAUACCCAUAAGUCCUAUUUUCACAUGCCCAUCUCUACUUUGAAAAUAUGUAUACUUUUACAACCUCUAUUUUAGGCGGGUUUAGGUUACUCUGUUUUCUGGUUGAUUUGUAUGUGAUUUGUAUCUCUUUACGACCAUGUCGAAUUAUAUUUUGUAGGUUGGUAGAAAAUAACAUUUUUGUUACGACUGAAGUUUGAUUUUGCUUGCAAUACAGAGAAAAGGAGAGCUGUACUGUUCACCUCAUGCAAAGACAUUGUUUCAAGUUUUAUAAGCAUCACAGGCACUGGAUAUGAGUGGUAUUUUUUCAGUACUGUCUAAUGUGAAGUUGUUGUUAGAAAACAACAAUGACAGAAUUCUGACAAACAAAACUUCACCUGUGUGGAUGCCAGAUUUGAGUACAUUUCCAGUUUAGUAACAUUUGUAUUAUUUAUGCAGAAAUAGUUGUUUUAGCUUCAGUGCUGCCUGAAGUGCUCUGACCUUUGACACAAAUUCAAAGGUCACUCAGACCACCGGUCAGUUUCAACCUACAGAAGCAGACGUAAUUUUUCCUGGCCCCACACAUUUUGUGUUAAGUAUUGUAUUUGAAAUUCAAUUGUGCAUUUUAACAUUUCAUUGUAUUUAUUAGCCGGUGUUGGCUCUAAAAGUGUCAGUACAACUUGGUGAGACAGACAAUCAGAAAAAAAUAAAGACUGAGAUUUCCUUACAAA
Oncorhynchus nerka (sockeye salmon) is the source of this 6052-nucleotide messenger RNA. RefSeq names its product transcription factor SOX-6-like. The transcript is spliced from 16 exons. Gene Ontology annotation, biological process: regulation of transcription by RNA polymerase II; central nervous system development; positive regulation of chondrocyte differentiation. Gene Ontology annotation, molecular function: DNA-binding transcription factor activity, RNA polymerase II-specific; RNA polymerase II cis-regulatory region sequence-specific DNA binding. NCBI's taxonomy places the organism in Eukaryota, Metazoa, Chordata, Actinopteri, Salmoniformes, Salmonidae. Bases 631 to 2946 code for a protein of 771 amino acids. Gene Ontology annotation, cellular component: nucleus. The record is from RefSeq and is a predicted model, not a curated record.